Ostrinia furnacalis (Asian corn borer) is the source of this 332-nucleotide messenger RNA. RefSeq names its product poly(A) RNA polymerase gld-2 homolog B-like. NCBI's taxonomy places the organism in Eukaryota, Metazoa, Arthropoda, Insecta, Lepidoptera, Crambidae. The record is from RefSeq and is a predicted model, not a curated record. The transcript is spliced from 2 exons. The annotation marks the transcript as partial.
GCGAAGCAGCAUCGCGCAGUUCGGAACGCAGCAGCGGCAGCGGUUCCAGCGCAGGCGGGCAGGCUGGCUGGUCGGGCUCCCGCGAGUGGCGCGAGUGGCGCUCCCGGCGCGCCCGCGAGCCGCACGCGCGGCCGCGCCGCAUCGCGCCGGAGCGGUAUCUCAACGCGUCAUACCCGUUCCAGGUCAAGUUCACGCCGGACGACUUGCUCACUGGAUCAAAAUGGGACACACUGUCGCAAGAGAUGUGGGACAAGUUCGUCAAGUCGCAGCAGACGGAGGAGACCUUCAGGAAGAAGAUGAACCUGUGGCGGUACCUGUACAUUACUAUUAAG